AUGGACACUGACAUUUCCCGGUGGGUGAUGGAGUUCCUCCUCCGCAGUUCCGUCCCCGAUUCCCUCAUUCAGAAAACCCUAACUGCGCUUCCCCUCUCCGGCGCCGAUUCCCGUCUCAAGAAGACCCUUCUCCUCCGCACCCUCCGUUCCCUCCUCCACAAGGCUUCCCUCCCGGAAACCGCGCUCCAAAUCCUCGAACUUCUCGAAGACCUCGAUGGUGCCGCUGCCUCCACCGCGCUCCGCCGCGCGUAUCUCGCCGUCGCCGUCGAGUGCACUGUCAAGUACCUCGCCGCAGCCCCCGACGACCCCGCCGGGGAGUUCUCCGGUGCCGUGAGGCGGAUCUGGCGCGGCCGCGUGGCGGCGCUGGAGGCGAACCGAAGCGGGCUAGUGAGUGGCGAGCUGGCGCGGUGGCGGGACGACGUCGAGGCGGCGCUUGGGGAUUCUAGGGUUCGCGAGAAGCUAGCGGAUUUGAAUAGCAGGAGGGAGGCGAUGAAGGAGGUGAGAGCGUUUCUGAAGGAAGCAUGGGAAUCGAUGGGUCCUUCGUUUUUGGAAUCGGUUGCGGCGAUGUCGAAGGGUUUAACGAGGGAGAAAGAGGGUUUUGUUGUGGGUGGUAACAGGAUUGAUAAUGAUCAUGAUGAUGACAAUGACGGUGAUAAUGAUGGCGUUGGUGAUGGUGCAUGCAUGGAGGAUGUGGCAAUGCAUGAUGAGAAUCAGGGCAAACAACUAUUGGAAGAGAAAAUUUAUGCGAAUCAGGAAGUGGGUGGGUGUGACUUGCCGCUUCAGAGAGACAAAGUAAUUCAGAAGCGCAAUCUUCGGGUUAAACACAAACACUCUGCACUUCGUGCAUGUCAAAGGGGAGUUAAAAUAUCUGGUUCGGAGGAAGUGGAGUCAGAAAAAUCAUGGGGCAAACAUGAUUCUGCUCCUACUACUGAAGUUAGAAAAGUUAGGGAAUCCCUUAAAUCAAGUUCUUCUGAAUUACGAGCAUUGGUCAAUGAUCCUCUUCCUGAUGCAUUGCAUAUAUCUGAAGUUGUAAGAUCCAAAUUGGCAACAAGUGAUACAAAUAUUGAGCCACUUAUUGAAAACCAGAGUGAAGAAGUAGAUGUACUAGAUCCAGAUGUUUGCCAGAGUAUUGUACUUUUUCAGACUAAUGAUGCCAAUAUUGGGAAGAAGUCUUCUGUUCAUUGUAGUAAUAUUCAUCAGCCCAACUUAAUGGAACGAAACAGAAGUGUCCGUACCUUUGAGUGGGAUGAUUCAAUAGACAACUCACCACAAGCAAGACAGCCUAGGAGGAGGAAAAGGAAAUGGAGUUCGUUGGAAGAGGAGACACUAAGGGCUGGUGUAAAAAUGUUUGGAGAGGGAAACUGGGCAACAAUUAGAAGUUUUUACAGUAAUAUAUUUGACAAUAGAAGUGGAGUUGAUCUGAAGGACAAGUGGAGAAACAUGAUACGAUGA
This is a messenger RNA of Sphenostylis stenocarpa, 1452 nucleotides long. The record is from the annotation of a GenBank genome assembly. Lineage: Eukaryota; Viridiplantae; Streptophyta; Magnoliopsida; Fabales; Fabaceae.